GUUUUCCUUGUUUUUAUUUCACUUAAGAAACGUGUCAAGUCACUAAAACCCACACGACCUCCCCCAUCAUGUACUUGCCUAGUAUGGGUACAGCCCCUUUUUUUAAGGUGACAGUGUUUGAGCAGGAGCAUUUUCAGGGAAAGUGUCAGGAGUUCACAUCUGAGUGCUGCAACAUCCACGACUGCAGCUUGGACAACAUUCGCUCCAUCCGAGUGGAGAGUGGAGCUUGGGUGGGUUUCGAGCAUCAUGACUUCCAAGGGCAGCAGUUCAUUCUGGAGAGGGGCGAGUACCCAAACUGGGAAGCCUGCAGUGGCUCCCUGUCUUACCACAUCGAGCGCUUCAUGUCCCUUCGGCCCAUACACUGUGCUUCUCACAACAAUAGCCGCAUGAAGAUCUUUGAGAAAGAGAACUUCAUUGGCCGCAGCACAGAGCUGUGUGACGACUACCCCUCCCUGGUGGCCAUGGGCUGGAUCAAGCCCGAGGUGGGCUCCAUGCACGUGCAGUGUGGAGCAUUUGUGUGCUAUGAGUACCCGGGCUACAGAGGCCAGCAGUACAUCAUGGAGAGUGAAAGACAUAGUGGAGACUACCAGCACUGGAAGACCUGGGGUUCCCACUGCCAGACUCCAAAGAUCCAGUCCAUCAGACGUAUCAGGCACUGAGAGAAACAGCUCUGCUAACUGAAAUGGCUCAGGCUGAUACCUUGAUGCUGUACAUAGGGUGCCUGAAAAUGAGCCACAUCAUCCAGGAUGAGGCAUCAUCUGUCAGGGCCAAAAAAAAACCUACAACAUCAAACCAUGUGAUGUAGCAUCUACCUCCUUAUCCCAGCUCAUAGUCAGAUUUCUGUUCAAACUCAUUUUGUCUCAGUCAAAGUGAAAUAAAGUGAAGAUUGAGAACCCAAGAA
Messenger RNA from Labrus mixtus (cuckoo wrasse), 901 nucleotides. RefSeq names its product crystallin, beta A1, like 2 (gene cryba1l2). The record is from RefSeq and is a predicted model, not a curated record. Lineage: Eukaryota; Metazoa; Chordata; Actinopteri; Labriformes; Labridae. Gene Ontology annotation, molecular function: structural constituent of eye lens. The coding region runs from base 69 to 659 and encodes 196 amino acids. Gene Ontology annotation, biological process: visual perception; lens development in camera-type eye. The transcript has 5 exons.